AUGGAUCGAGAUUUAGAACAGGCUCUGGAUCGCACAGAGAAUAUCAUUGAAAUUGCCCAACAGAGACCUCCUAGAAGGACAUACUCACCUAGGGCGGGAAAAACUCUGCAGGAAAAACUUUAUGACAUUUAUGUUGAAGAAUGUGGAAAAGAACCUGAGGAUCCUCAGGAAUUGAGAAGCAAUGUAAACUUGUUAGAAAAGCUUGUUAGGAGAGAGUCCUUGCCAUGUUUACUGGUCAAUCUAUACCCAGGCAAUCAGGGGUAUUCUGUGAUGCUCCAGAGAGAAGAUGGGUCCUUUGCAGAGACCAUUCGGCUGCCUUAUGAAGAAAGGGCAUUGCUGGACUACUUGGAUGCAGAAGAAUUACCCCCUGCUUUGGGUGAUGUCCUGGAUAAAGCUUCGGUUAACAUUUUUCAUAGUGGGUGUGUCAUAGUAGAAGUUCGUGACUACAGGCAGUCCAGUAAUAUGCAACCUCCUGGUUACCAAAGCAGGCAUAUUCUCCUACGUCCAACGAUGCAGACUUUAGCCCAUGAUGUGAAGAUGAUGACAAGAGAUGGCCAGAAAUGGAGCCAGGAAGACAAGCUUCAGCUUGAGAGCCAGCUGAUCUUAGCGACAGCUGAACCACUGUGUCUCGAUCCUUCUGUAGCAGUUGCCUGCACUGCAAACAGGCUGCUGUAUAACAAGCAAAAGAUGAAUACCAACCCGAUGAAACGGUGCUUCCAGAGGUAUUCGUGGCCCUCUGUAAAGCCACAGCAGGAGCAGUCUGACUGUCCACCUCCUCCUGAGCUGAGAGUGUCGACUUCUGGCCAAAAAGAAGAAAGAAAAGCAGGUCAGCCUUGUGAGCUGAACAUUGCUAAAGCAGGAAGUUGUGUAGAUACGUGGAAAGGCAGACCCUGUGAUUUGGCCGUGCCUUCAGAAGUGGAUGUGGAGAAACUUGCUAAAGGGUAUCAGUCCGUCACAGCUGCUGACCCACAGCUCCCAGUCUGGCCAGCCCAGGAGGUAGAAGACCCUUUCGGAUUUGCGUGGGAAGCUGGCUGUCAGGCCUGGGACACCAAGCCAAGCAUCAUGCAGUCGUUUAAUGAUCCGCUUCUCUGUGGUAAAAUACGGCCACAUAAAAAAGCCAGGCAGAAGAGCCAGAAGUCUCCCUGGCAGCCCUUCCCAGAUGACCAUUCAGCUUGUCUCAGGCCUGGGUCAGAGACUGAUGCUGGGAGGGCAGUGAGUCAGGCCCAGGAAUCGGUGCAGAGCAAAGUCAAAGGUCCAGGCAAGAUGUCACACAGCUCCAGUGGCCCAGCCAGUGUCAGUCAGCUCUCUUCAUGGAAAACACCAGAACAGCCUGAUCCUGUGUGGGUCCAGUCUUCAGUAUCGGGGAAGGGAGAGAAACAUCCACCUCCCCACACCCAACUUCCCUCAAGCUCAGGAAAGAUUUCCUCAGGUAACAAUUUUCCCCCACAACAGGCAGGCAGCCCUCUUAAGUGUGCAUUUCCUGCUGCUGCUGCUGUUGCUGCUGCUGCUGCUGCUGCUGCUGCUGCUGCUCCUGCUCCUGCUCCUGCUUUAGCUGCUGCUGCUCCUGCUCCUGCUCCUGCUGUAGCUGCUGCUGCUGCUGCUCCUGCUCCUGCUGUAGCUGCUGCUGCUGCUGCUCCUGCUCCUGCUGUAGCUGCUGCUGCUGCUGCUCCUGCUGCUGCUGUAGCUGCUGCUCCUGCUGCUGCUGUAGCUGCUGCUCCUGCUGCUGCUGUAACUGCUGCUCCUGCUGCUGCUGCUUCUGCGGCACCAAGUCAUUCUCAGAAGCCCUCUGUGCCUCUCAUUCAAGUUAGCAGGCCCUGUCCAGCUGCCCAGCCCCCCACCAAAUUCAUAAAAAUAGCGCCAGCCAUUCAGUUGAGGACAGGCUCCACUGGCCUAAAGGCCAUCAAUGUGGAGGGCCCAGUCCAGGGAGCCCAGGCUUUGGGGAGCAGUUUCAAGCUUAUGCAGGCCCCUGGAUCGGGUGGCCCGGCUCCUGCAGGAAUCAGUGGCAGUGGCCUUCAGUCCUCAGGAGGUCCAGUACCAGAUGCAAGGCCCGGUGCAGUGCAGGCAUCUUCUCCAGCACCCCUUCAGUUUUUCCUAAAUACUCCGGAAGGUCUCAGGCCUCUCACACUCCUCCAGGUUCCGCAGGGCUCGGUGGUUCUGACGGGCCCGCAGCAGCAGUUCCAUCAGCUGGUUCCCCUGCAGCAGCUCCAGCAGCCCACAGCUGCUCACCUUCCUCAGCCAGGGCCACAGGGUUCCGCACUAGGUUUGAGCACGCAAGGGCAGGCCUUCCCUGCUCAGCAACUUCUUAAUGUGAACCUCACUGGAGCAGGUAGUGGUCUGCAGCCCCAGCCCCAGGCUGCUGUGUUGAGUCUGCUUGGCUCUGCCCAGGUUCCUCAGCAGGGUGUCCAGCUCCCCUCUGUCUUGAGGCAGCAGCAGCAGCCACAGCCACAGCCGCCGAAGCUGCAACUGCAACCGCAGCGGCAGCCACAGCCACGGCAGGAGCAGCCACAGUCGCAGCAGCAGCAGCCGCAGCAUAUCCAGCUCCAGACUCAGCAGUUGAGAGUCCUGGAGCAGCCAGUGUUUUUGGCAACAGGCGCUGUUCCGAUAGUGCAGCCGCAUCCAGGUGUGCAAGCAGGGAGCCAGUUGGUAGGUCAGAGGAAGGAAGGCAAGCCAACCCCUCCAGCGCCCUGA
Molecule: messenger RNA, 2688 nt
Organism: Gorilla gorilla gorilla (western lowland gorilla)
Lineage: Eukaryota; Metazoa; Chordata; Mammalia; Primates; Hominidae
Product: transcription factor SPT20 homolog-like 1
Exons: 1
Coding region: 1-2688 (895 amino acids)
Biological process (GO): regulation of transcription by RNA polymerase II
Cellular component (GO): SAGA complex
Molecular function (GO): transcription coregulator activity
Source: RefSeq, a predicted model, not a curated record